Molecule: messenger RNA, 2529 nt
Organism: Fraxinus pennsylvanica
Lineage: Eukaryota; Viridiplantae; Streptophyta; Magnoliopsida; Lamiales; Oleaceae
Source: the annotation of a GenBank genome assembly
AUGAACUCAGUUUCUAAUUGGGUUUUGUUCAUCUGCUUGUCGGUGUUUGUUGAAUGUGUGCUGGUGCAAUGUCGUGUGACAUAUGAUAGAAAGGCUAUAGUUAUCAAUGGGCAAAGAAGAAUUCUCAUUUCUGGUUCCAUACAUUACCCAAGAAGCACUCCUGAGAUGUGGGAAGAUCUGAUAAACAAGGCUAAAGAAGGAGGCGUAGAUGUGAUUGAAACUUAUGUAUUUUGGAACGUUCAUGAGCCUUCUCCUGGCAAUUACAAUUUUGAAGGGAAAUAUGAUAUUGUGAGGUUCAUAAAGACCAUCCAGAAAGCAGGGCUAUAUGCUCAUCUUCGAAUUGGGCCUUAUGUUUGUGCUGAGUGGAAUUUUGGAGGAUUUCCUGUUUGGCUGAAAUAUGUACCAGGAAUUAGCUUCAGGACAGACAAUGAGCCUUUCAAGAUGGCUAUGAAAGGGUUCACUGAGAAAAUUGUCAGUCUGAUGAAGAGCAAAAAUCUAUUUGAGUCUCAGGGUGGCCCCAUUAUACUCUCCCAGAUUGAGAAUGAGUAUGGGUCGCAAGCGAAGGCUCUUGGUGCUCCUGGCCAUCAUUACAUGACUUGGGCUGCAAACAUGGCAGUCGGAUUGGAUACUGGGGUGCCAUGGGUGAUGUGCAAGGAAGAUGAUGCCCCAGAUCCUGUGAUUAACACAUGCAAUGGCUUCUACUGUGACUCGUUCUCCCCCAACAAACCAUAUAAACCCAUAAUUUGGACUGAGGCUUGGAGUGGUUGGUUCACAGAGUUUGGUGGUCCAAUUCAUCAGAGGCCAGUUCAGGAUUUAGCAUUUGCUGUGGCUAGGUUCAUACAAAAGGGAGGCUCAUUUGUUAACUAUUACAUGUAUCAUGGAGGCACCAAUUUCGGUCGCUCUGCUGGAGGCCCCUUCAUUGCUACAAGCUAUGAUUAUGAUGCUCCACUUGAUGAAUAUGGUUUGAUUCGGCAACCAAAAUAUGGGCACUUGAAAGAGCUCCACAGAUCUAUUAAACUGUGCGAGCAAGCUCUAGUUUCAGCUGAUCCUACUGUGACAUCUUUAGGAAGCCUUCAACAGGCUCAUGUAUACUCUGCAGAAUCAGGAGGUUGUGCAGCAUUUCUUGCAAAUUACGAUACAAAAUCUGCAGUGAGAGUGUUGUUCAAUAACAUGCACUACAAUCUUCCUCCAUGGUCGAUCAGUAUCCUUCCCGACUGCAGGAACGUAGUCUUCAAUACAGCCAAAGUUGGGGUUCAAACAUCACAAAUGGAAAUGCUACCAAGUAAUGCCGAGAUGUUCUCAUGGGAAACGUUUAACGAAGAUUUGUCUUCUUCUGAAGACAGCUCAUCAUUCUCUGCUCAUGGCCUCUUGGAGCAGAUAAAUGUCACCAGAGAUACUAGUGAUUAUCUAUGGUACAAAACUAGUGUUGAUAUUGGUUCAUCGGAGUCCUUCCUGCAUGGAGGGGAGCUCCCAACACUUAUUGUUCAAUCAACAGGACAUGCUCUGCAUGUUUUUGUCAAUGGACAACUUUCAGGUUCUGCUUUUGGGACCAGGCAAAACAGGAGAUUUGCAUUUAAAGGGAAGGUCAACCUACGUGCUGGAUCAAAUAAAAUUGCAUUACUCAGUGUGGCUGUUGGACUGCCAAAUGUUGGAGGGCAUUACGAGCAAUGGAACACUGGAGUAUUGGGUCCGGUUGCGCUGCAUGGACUCGACCAGGGAAAAUGGGACUUGUCCUGGGCAAAAUGGACCUACCAGGUUGGGCUUAAGGGAGAGGCCAUGAACCUCAACUCUCCAAAUGGUAUCUCUGCAGUUGACUGGAUGCAGGGUUCGCUGAUUGCACAGAAGCAGCAACCUUUAACAUGGCACAAGGCUUAUUUCAAUGCACCUGACGGAGACGAGCCACUUGCUUUGGACAUGAGUGGCAUGGGCAAAGGCCAAGUGUGGGUUAAUGGUCAAAGCCUUGGAAGAUAUUGGACUGCGUAUGCCACUGGAAAUUGCAAUGGAUGUAGUUAUUCAGGGACUUUCCGGCCUCCCAAGUGUCAAUUGGGAUGUGGCCAACCAACUCAGAAAUGGUACCAUUUACCUAGGUCUUGGUUAAAACCAACACAGAAUCUGCUGGUGCUUUUUGAAGAACUCGGGGGAGAUCCCACAAGAAUUACUCUUGUUAAGAGAUCAAUGACCAGUGUUUGUGCAGACGUGGCUGAGUAUCACCCAAACAUUAAGAAUUGGCAAAUUGAAAGUUAUGGCAGAACAGAAGAGUUUCACAAACCCAAAGUUCACCUACGCUGUGGGCCCGGCCAGUCCAUUUCUUCCAUCAAGUUUGCAAGCUUUGGAACUCCUCUUGGAACCUGUGGGACCUUCCAGCAAGGAACUUGCCAUGCUCCUUCCUCAUACACCACCUUAGAAAGGAAGUGCAUUGGGCGACAGAGAUGCACAGUAACCAUAUCAAAUAGUAACUUUGGGCAAGAUCCAUGUCCCAACGUGUUAAAACGGUUAUCAGUAGAAGCAAUAUGUGCCCCUUUGACUUAA